AGCAAGGGCUCUGAAAGUACCGCUCGUAACACAGCGUAUGAUUUUCGUGUAUAAAUUAGUUCAAUUCAGACUUCAAUUUGACGCAUGCUUCACUGUGAAACCUUUGAUUGACAAUCGUGUUUAUCAAAUAUUCACUCCGGGCGAUCUAAUAGAGGUCAAAUUUUCUCUUGUAGAUCUAACCAAUCAAACCCUUCGCUUUGAAAAAAAAAAUUAAAUCCAGAAAUUCUCAGUGGUAUCGCUUCGAUUUAAAGACAUGAGUAAUGUUGAAACACAUCUGAUGGAUGAGAAUUUUGAAGCAGUUCUUGGCGGUUUGGAUAAGCUCGAUAUCAGAGCUACCAACUACGAUGACUUUAAAAGCCAAUCCGAUGACAUUCUUCGUGUUUUCCUAACCAGCCACAAGUCGGUGGAUGAUUCUCAAAUCGAAAUUGCUCUUAAAUGUCUCAAGCUUCUGAAGCAAUCCUGUGCCUUAGGACAAUCCUUCCAAGAUGAGAUUAUGUCGAAGGAAAAUCUGCUGGGUAAACUAAAGUCAAUACUGCAUGAUGAAUCUAUAGGAGAAAACAUUCGAAUAAGCUGUCUUCAGUUAGCAGCAAACUUGUGUGUUCAGAACAAAUCUAACCAAGAGGCGGUUUUGAAUGAGCUAAAACAAUUUCUUGUAGAAAAUAUUGAAAGCAAUUCUAAUUUUGCGAAUGCAUCCACAAUGCUAGUUUACAAUGCAUUUAUAUCCAAAGCAGAUGCAAGUCUGGAUGCACAACAUUUGUUGGAAAUAUUGUUGACCAACUUGGAAACCGUUCGGCUAGCUCAAAAGGAUCCACCAGAGUUUGUUGGUAUUUUUAUGGAGUAUUUGACGUGUAAAACUGCUGAGCUUAUCAACGGCUACGAAAAGAUCAAUGCUGAACAACGGAUUCAAUUUUUACGCUAUUUGACGGAAUACAUUCGCUUCGAUGACCGCCGAAAUCCUCCGAUAAACAAAGAACUGUUCCAUUAUUUGAUGCUAGAUUUUAACAAGAAGUGUGAUUUAUUACUUAAGUUAGAUGACAAAAGCAUUGAUCUGGACAACUCAGAAGAACUUUUUACAUUGUUAAUGCUGCUUUCGGAUGCGACCUGUCUAUAUCCGUAUAACCAGUUUUUGCAGCUAUACAAAACAGUUUUCCUGAAUAUAGGUUAUCUUUUGCGUCAACUGCACGAGCUGGGACAAAGCGAAAACAGCAACAUGUUUACGCCUGUCCAGAAUAUAGAGGAGAUUCUUAAGGUUAAACAAGGAAGCAGUUCAAUCAAAAUCGAAGAGGACAUUUCCUUCUCUCUGAAGUCAUCGCUGGUAAAAGCGCUUGCGAAUCUGCUCUAUCAGAAUAAAAACAACCAAGAUCUGGCACGAGAAACUGGAUUUAUUAAAGUUAUUCUCGAAUGCACCAAUUUGGAUGCGAGAAAUCCUCUUAUCAAAGAAUGGACUAUUCUGGCCAUUCGCAAUCUUUGUGAGAAUAAUCUAGAAAAUCAAAAGUUUAUUGCCUCUCUAUCGAAAGUCGGAGAAGCAGAGAACACGCUUCUUACUGAAUACACAGCAGAGGGAGGAACAAUUCGUAUAACACCCAGACCUUCUUCGUCGUUUCGCAAGUAGAUACAAAAUAGUGUGUUCGUUGCAUUUUUUAUUUUUAAAGCUAGAAUACUGCCUGGACUAGAAGUUACGAGAACAAUUUGCUUGGAAAUUGUUCAUAAAACAGCGUUGGAUUUGGUUUACUUAUUAUUUUUCGUUCAAAUCUGAAACGAAUGAUUUCGUUAUAAUAAAACAGUCAAUUACCUUUAAA
Molecule: messenger RNA, 1799 nt
Organism: Topomyia yanbarensis
Lineage: Eukaryota; Metazoa; Arthropoda; Insecta; Diptera; Culicidae
Product: ataxin-10
Exons: 4
Coding region: 254-1612 (452 amino acids)
Biological process (GO): neuron projection development
Cellular component (GO): cytosol
Source: RefSeq, a predicted model, not a curated record